Cinara cedri is the source of this 10004-nucleotide messenger RNA. The record is from the annotation of a GenBank genome assembly. Lineage: Eukaryota; Metazoa; Arthropoda; Insecta; Hemiptera; Aphididae.
UAUCACUUUAUUGCGGCUGUCCCGCGUAAUGGAAUCUAUAUAAAUUCUAUAAAUGAUAGCCUUCUGUUACUGGGUUAUCGUAGUAUUAUAAAUCGUACCGACGUUAAAUUUUAUUUAAAUCUUUUGUUUAGUAUUUUGUUAUACCAGUGCACACCGUAUAAACCGAAAAGCAAUGUCGUUUUCCGCGGUAACUUGUGCAGCGGUGGCGGUUGUCGGAUUGAUUUUCGCGACCGUGGCGAACACGGAAGAAGUCGACAAUUUUCGCAUGUGUCGAAGUGAGUUAACCUACCUGCCACCCAUACGGCUGUUUACGUUUUUGUUCUUUUUAGGUAUGUACAUUGUUCUGUUUUGUUUUUUUUUUCCAGACACGCACUGUGAAGUGUUCGAUGUGUUCGUCAAUCCGUGCCCCGAAGCUUUAGAUUCUAAACCAUGCGAAUUACCUCAAGGCACAAACGCGUCAAUAGAAUUUAAAUACAUACCCAGUACGUACCUACAUGCAUACAUACCUACCUACAAAUAUACGUUAUAUGUUAUUUAAACAGUCGUAUAUAUUAUAAUAAUAGUAUGAUAAUAAUAAUAGGAAAAGCGAAUAGGUUACCUGUACCACAUUAUAAUACAUGGUAUUAUAUUAUUAAUAUAUGUGUACGCUGUGCGACCAGGAAACGCGAAACGUACGGUUGAUCACCGAAAUCAACGGUGCAUUCACUAUAAUAUUAUAUUAUUAUGUGCAUUAUGCAGUACUAUAUUAUAUGCAGACACAUAAACAAAGCAAAUGAUGACCCAAACAUAGGUUUUCCUUUUUUUUCUUUUUAGAUUUUGAGGCACAGUAGUUAUUUUAAAAACACUGUAUUUAUAAGAUAAGAUAUUAUGUUUUUUCCCAUUUCUUCGAUUAGUGUAAAUGUUCCGAUUUCUUCAUGCCAUACCUUAAUAGAUUUUGAAAUUCUGCGGGUUACCUGGGUAACAAAAAAAAAAUACACGGUUAAAUACUAUGUAACGUUAUACCUGUAUAUCUAAACAGGAUCGUUUUUUGAUUGCAAUAACUAUAUAGUAUAUAAACUAAAUCAAUCUUCUAAACUUCCCAUUUAAAACAGUAGGUUAUUUUUAAUUAAUCGAUUGUAUUACAAAGCAAACAAGUUACUAGAGCUGUGAUCCGAAGAACGUCACAGUUUUGAUUUGUAAAAAACAAAGUUACCCUUCGUGUUCAUGGGAAUCCGUUUUAUUUGAUAUUUAUACAUUUUCAAGUAUCUACCUGAUAAUACAUUUAUAAUUAAAAUUUAAGAAAAACGACGUUAAACCAUUAGAAAAGCUAUAACGACAAUCUUAUAAGUAUAUAUUCAAUAUUAAGUAGGUGUUUAAUCUUCGGGAUUAUAUUUAAUUAAUAGAUGAAAGACUUCAAUCAAAAAAGAAAUUACUUGCAGCUAUUAAGUAUUAAUCUCGAGUACAUAUUUAUUUGUAAUAAUAUUAUUUUAAAAAACUAUAUAAUUAUCAUUAUCUAAUUAACUAAUUAAGUAUACUUAUUAUACAUUCUUUAAACUGUUGAAAAAAAUUAUUAAUAAUACUCCUAACUAUUACGUUAUAUUUUUGGUAUUUUAGAUAAAAUAUAAGUAUGGGGUUUUGAUUUUGAUUUAUUUAAUUAUUAAAACAAACCAAGAAUAGACAAGUGAACGGCAAAUAGUAACAAGAAAAUAAAACACGGUGUAAAAAUUUAAUCUAAACAACAAAUUUUAAUAAUAUAAUAGAUUGAUAAAAAAAUAAAUGAACAAUAUUUUACAAAAUAUAGAUACGUAGGUAACUACUCGAAAAUGAUAAUGUUUUAUCUCUGUUAUAACAACUAUAAUAAGAAUAAGAAAAUAAAUAAAUAUAGGUAAUAUGUACUUAUUAAUUAUUUAUUUACCUGCCUGCGUAAUUUGUUUAAAUAAUUACUUCACCUGUUGACAUUUCUUAUCGAAUAAGAUAUAAACUACCUACUAAAAAAUAAUGUCAUUUUAGUAAUGAUAUAGCAAUUAAUUUAUAAUGGUCAUUAAUUAAUAAAAUGUUCAUUUAAGUUAUUCACUUGGCGUCUCAAACGUAAUAUUUUCGGAAAGCAAAGAGCACGUAAUACUGCUCAGAUUAGAUUAGAUGUUUAAUAAUUUAAUCGAAUAGAUUUUAUUCUGGAUUACAAAUUAUUUAGCACCUAUAUCAUAGUACAUGAUAAACGAAUAAUUUAAUUUGUUCCACGAGUUUAUGUUUUCUAAUUUAGUUUCAGAAUUUUAAACUUAAAAUGUAUGUUUAUGAUACAGAAUUCAUGCGGACAUUUAUUUUAGGUUUUGAGCGAUGCUAGGAAUGUACUGGUUUUUUCUAUGCUGUGUUUUAAAAUUCAUAUUUUAUUUUGUGUCCUUACACGUUUUUUCUACCAGAAAUUUUACUUCAAUCAAAAACGUUGAUAGGAACUAUCUUUUAGUAUGUUUAAUUUAGUUAAUCCAUUGAGGAGAGAAUUUUGUAUUGCCUUUGUAAUUUUCUUAACGAGUGGGUAAAACUGAAAAUUUGUAAUUGUCAAAAUCGUUUUUCUUAUCGGUUUGUCGUCAAACACGUACUGGCUCAUACCGAGUAUCGGGAAUUUUUCGGUGAACCCUUUUCGUUUCGGUUCUUUCCACUCCUAUUCCCUCAAAUUACCUAAUUUAAAUUUGUUAUUUCCUAGGUACUUAACAAUUUUUAUCAUUCGUGUUCAAAAGUGGACCCCGUCAAAUCGGAUGAAUGUCCUACACGAGACCCAUCGGGUAAAAAAAUAGGUAUGUUAGUUCUUAUACAAUGGAAAAAAUAUUUAUUUAAGUUCCUACACGGUAAAAAAAGUACGUUUAUGUUAGAUCCUACAUUGUAAAAAAAAAGAUACAAUAUAUAAAUUCCCUAGACCUAUUAUGUUAUUAUUAUAAAAAAUAAAAACUAUUAUAUUAUAAAAAAUAUGUUAAAUGUGUUCAAACGGAUAAAUACGUAAUUAAAAAAAAAAGUAUUAUUUGAUAUUUUAUGCGGUUUAUUUCUGAAUCUUAAAUACUAAACAUAAUAGUAUAAAUCAAUUAUUUUUGUAAUAUAUUCAAAAAAAAUUUUCUUUUAUGUAAUUUCCUUUUUCAGCGUAUGUUGUAUAUAUUUUUGUUUUUGAAUUGUUUUUGUGGUUCUUAUGUAUACGUAUUUACUUGAAAAAGCUUUAGUAAUAAUUUUAAAAAUAUUUGUAUGUUGUUGAUAAACAUUUUAAUAUUCCAAUUAUCAAAUCCUAAUGAAAUCUUUCACACGAGUUCGUUAUUUGUAUUCUUUCAGAAUAUCACUGCACCCAAAUUUUCAUCAUCAAAUCGUAUAUAAUCUAUUUGUAUACCUGUUGUCUAUUUAUUUAUUUAAUAUCUCAAUUUUAUUUGUUAUGCUCAGUAUUGUAAGUUAGGUUAGUUUAGUCGAUGUAUGCAAAAUAAAUGAAUAAUCUAAUCAAUACGAUGUAAUGUAGGAAUAACAGAUAAUUUUUUCCAUUGUGUGAAAAUACGCAUCUUUUUUUACGGUGUUGAAACUUACGCAUCUCAUUUUUAUAUUCAAGUAAGAACUUAUACAAUAUAUCAUUUAUAGGAAUUAACGUAUUUAAUUGUUUACCUACUAUUCUCGUGGAGGUACUUAUUUCCCAUUUAAUCAUUUCACAGUAUAAAAAUAAAACCUAGCGCGUGUCAAUUUAUCGUUGAGUACAGAUAUAAAUUAAAUUAGUCAGUGUAUUAUGUACUCCCUUCCAACUUCUCUCCUAAAACAGUGGCACACCCAUCAACAUUAAUCAGUCUUUUCUUAUUAUUAUUAUUUAAUGUCAUCCGCGCGCCCAAAUGACCGUGUCCAUUUGUUCCUUUUUGUGACAUUUAUCUAAUAACACCAUUAUUGAAUAAAAUAUCUAACUUAACAAAUUAAAUUUUAGAUUCCGAGUGUAGGAAAGUUUUACAACGAAGUGUUUUUUUUUUGGAAAAUAUUUUUAUCAUCAGUUAAUAUAGUCCAAUUAUUUCAUGUUAUACCUUAAGUGAUAAAGAUUUUUUUUAUUGUAAUGAUUUAUCGUUGUAGUUGGUAAAAAUGAUACAAUAUAUCAACUAAAUCAGCCUUUAAAUAUUAUCCUGUUAUCCCUAUAUAUAUUAUACCUUCCAAACUUACUAUUUAUAAUAGUAAGUACUCGCGGUGUGAAGUAUUUUAAUGUUGAGUUUUUUGAUAUUUUAAUAUUCGAUGUAGUGCAUGGUGGUUCUUUAAACACAUAUAGAAACGACAGUAUUAUACCUAAAUGAUAUUAUAUGGAUAAUAAAUAUACUUUCAUUCUAUACUUGUUUUAAUACGUCAAGUAAAAUAUGGUUCAAAUAUUAAUUAAUUUGUUGAUUUUUAAACAUGAGUUUAUAACAUCUUUUAUCUCCAUUGUGUUUACGGUUGUUGAUUUGGUUGACACGGAGAUGUAUAUAAUUAUUCUUAACUUCUUUCCUACGGAUGAUAAAAAUACGUCAUUAUACUCUUUAUUAAUGUAGACAAAAUGUAUAAAUUAAUUUGUUUCAUUUGUUGGGACGUGCGUACGUAUUGGUUGUAGAUAUUUGCAUGAACAUGUAUACGUAGGAGUAAAUCGAAUUAGCUUAAACGUAUUACAUAUUAUAAUAAUUACACAAUAUGAAUAAAUUAGUAUUUUAGAAAAAUAAUAACGUAAUUUACUUUAUUAAUUUUUCUGUUAAAUCAACAUAAUCAUACAGGUAGGUAGACGUAGUACAUUAAUAAUGAUAGUAUUAAAAUAAACUGUAUAGAUAAUGAGAUAAUUGCAAAUAUUAUUAUUCUGAUUACGUUAUGGGUUCAUAAUGCCUGCGAUUAUCCUGAUAAAUAAUAAUUAUAAUACGAUUAUUUAUUAUUAGUAUAAUAAUCAGUGUAUACGGGUUGAAAAAAAAUAAUCGAUCGUUUAUUAAUCAAUUAUUGUUUACUAUAAUUAAUUAAUAAAAUAAUAAACCAACAAUCAAAAUAUCUAAUACGGUGAAUAUUAUGAAUAACCUCAUUGAAAUUUAUAUUAAUCAUUUGUUCUUUAAUAUGUAUGUUUUAAUUUUAAAUAAUAGGAAAUGUAGUAAAGAUUAUAUGUGUAAAGGAACAUGUAUAAAAAGAAUCCGUAAAAAUUGAAUCAUAUUUUUAGUUCAACAAAUAGACAAUCAUUAAUUGAGUUGUAUCGGGAGUUUCAUUUUUAUUGAGUAUUCAGUUUUAUUAGUAGUAAACUCUGUAAUAAAAUUGUUAGAGUUAACAAAAGUGCUUGAACAUUUAACACGAGAUUCAUUAAGAAUCUAAUUUUGUGAUCAAAAAAAAAAAUUGUGUUUAAUGUAGAAUUUUUUUUAUAAAGGAAUUUUAAAAUAUCAAAUUUUGUUGAAAAAUAUUGAGUAAAAAUUGUAUGGAACAAUUAAUCUAAUCUUUUUUUUUUUUUUUUUUUUUCUGAACAUAUGCAUAUUGUUUAUUUAAGAACGAUGGUGAAGUGAGAAUUAAGUGGAGUUUUGACUAAGUUUAGAAAUUAUAGCUUUUUGAAGUUCUGAUGCUAUGCGGAUAUUAUAUGUUAUGUUAUAUAACUUAUAAUGUCUUACUAUAUUGUAGUAACUAUUACAUAGUACAUACAUAUAUAUAUAGUAGUAACUAAAUUGUUGUAACUAUAUUGCCCUUCUUAAAGCAUAUUUGCCGUGAUGUAAUGGUUAUUUAAGCCUAUUAUCAUCCAAAGGAUUCCGAAUUCAAACUCGGGUUUUGAACAAAGUGCAUUUUUUUCCCCUUUACCUAAACAAAGAAAAAACAAAUACAUUUGGCUGUACCUAAAAAUCCAAGCCAUCGCUCACUCGGACUGUUAAUCGCGAAAUACCCCUAGAUUUAUUGUGCAAAUUUGUCUACCAGAAAUCUUGCUCCGUUUAUCUAAUGUAGCUUAUUUUCUGAAAGGUAAUUUUAUCUCCACGGUAAUUCAGGAAAGUCAAUUUUUGAUUUUUGAGGGGCUUUCAUAAAAUCUAGGAAAAACCGCGAUAAAAUGUUAGAAAAAUGUUACAUGUACCAAAUAUAUUAGUAAAAUAUAUUGUGGAAUUUUUUUUCUGUAAACAAUUUUUCCACCAACAAUUUCGCUUCGAUUUAAAAUAAUAGCACUUUUUCUUAAAGAAAUUCGACUAGAAAGGUAUUUUAGGGAGGUCAUUUUUCGAUUUUCCCAAGAGUUUUCCUAGCAAAUGUGAAAAAACGGAAAAACAUGUGAAAACCGGAAAAAACGGGAAACUCUGUAUAGUAAAUUGUUUAAUACUUUAAACAAAUAUUCUUGAAGAAAAUAUUUAAUGCCUAUUUAAUUAUUUUACCAAAAUAUAAUGUAAUAUUGUUGACAGAGCAUCACUAUCAACUGAACUGCGCUCAGAAACGUUUUUUCGCUAGCAAUGGUUUAUACUUACAGAUAUACAUUAACUUACCUAUAACAGUGACUGCACCGGUCUGCAUUAUCCUAGGACGUUUGUUAUUUUUUAUCACGCAUUUUAUGCAAUUUAACACAUAGAACGGUUAUUACUCUGAGUCUCUGAUAUAUGAUCAAAAACAUAAUGCCGUAAACCAGAUUUUCAUAGUGGAAAAUUACUUACUAGUGAAUAUAUUCACUGCACCGAAAAUGAUAUCCAGACCUGUUCUGACUAUCAAGCUAAAUAAAAAAAACAUCCAAUAGGAAGACCACGUCGAUGUUGGACGGACCGAGUAAAAUAUAAGCACUUAAACGAUUCACAAGAAAUAGCAAGAAUUGAGGACGCAGAAGAUCGGGAGUUAGAUUUUUUACGAAAGCUGCGAAAGACUUAAAUGACACUAUUGUAAAGUAAAACAACUAUAUUAAGGGGUGUGGAAGCGGUGAUUUUUCGCAUUUAUUCUAUCGCACGCGUAAUAUAGGAAUUUAGACGCAUUUUCAUUUCAAUGUGCCGAUUGAUCUAAUGAAGCGAUAAGAAUUCUGUAAACGAAUUUGAUUUGUCAUCACGUUCAUUUGAACGGUCUCAAGUAUAGAGAGUAAGUUAAUCUCAAGUAGACUUGACGACAAAUUCAAAUCUGUUUUCAUAAUUCGUAUCGCUUCACUAGAUCAAUCGGUUGAAAUCGGAAUGAAAACACGUCUAAAUUCCUGUAAGUGGUGCGCAUGAUAGAUAAAGGCGAAAAAUCACCGCAUUCAAUCCUCUUAACGCAAUUAAUGGCUCAACUUAACAUAGGUACUUAUAUAUACAUAUAUAGGACGACUAUUUAAAUAUAAUAAUAAACAAUAUUUGCAAAUUUGAUGCAGAAGUACUGAAUUAACAUACAAUAUUAAUUAUAAAACUAUUAUUUGGAAACAGAGUUUUAAAUUAAAAAUUAUUAUUGUCGUUUAACAAAAUAUAAUAGCGUUCGCGUAUGACAAGAAGAAGAUAAAAAACUGAAAAAUAUUAUACACUGAUUACUGACACGGUUUUCAUUGAAUAGCCGUUUGAAUAGAAAACAUACUUUGCGUUAAUAGAAUUCGGUUGUAUAAUGACUAAUGCUGCGUGUACAUCCGUCGGCAUAUUUCACCGCGAUAUCCCCGGAUGCGAAUAAAAUUGCUGCAAGGAAUUCGGAUUGGGUUUGUUGUUUGUCGAGAAAUACAUACGCGAAACUUUAAACCCAUACUUCCCGUGCAGCAAACUACAAACGUACAUCAUUACCGGCCGACUAUACAAUUAAAAAUACAGCUAUAGAACAGCUAUAGCGUACAGCUCGAAUAGAAAACAAAUUGUUCGAGCUGGAUUUCAAUAUAAUAUGAUAUAAUAACAUAAUAUUAUAUUGUACGUGUUGCGUCUAGGUAUCGUUAAUGAAAUAAAAAAAAAAAAAUUUCAAAUUAAAUCCCCCCAGUAAAACUAAUAUAUUGUCGAAACAUAUAAACCAACACGAGGUAUAAGUAUACAUGUAUAAUGAAAACUGAAUACAUUGAAAACUGAUAAUAUUAUGGAGGUUGAUAUUUUAUAAUUACUAAAAGAUCAACAAUUAUCAAAUAGAAAUAAAAUCGUUGUUCCGUUAAAGUCGUCCAAUAUUGAUUAAUAUUCUUGAAGUGAAUAUAUUUUAUUUAUUCAAUUUGUAUUAUUAUCAUUUGUUUAAAUAACAUUUUCGAGUAAAUUCGAUAAACUUUAAUUUAUUUGAAUAUUAUAGUAGAGCUAUAAAUAAGAGAUAAACAAUAUUAUUAUAAUAGCUCUACUAUAGAGCUUAAGAAUAGUCGUCUAAACAAUAUUUUUAUAAUACAGUGAAAAUUCUCUAUUUCUGAACUUUUACUUACCUAAACCUAUAUAAUAUUUUUCAUUGUAUAUAAUAUAAUAUUAAAAUAACUGAUCGAUAGUUUUCAUUAUUGUGAAAAUAUAUUUUAGCACUCGCCGAAGUUCCUGAAAAAUGGGAAAUGAUCGGACAGAUGAUCGGUUUUAUACACGAUCCGAAUAAUUACAAGUAUACUGUGAUUUUUAUGUUCCUAUAUGUAUCAUCAAAUAACGUUUACGUAAACAACAAAUAGUUUACAAAACGAGUAUACUUAGGUAUAUAAUAUUAAAUUAUAAGAAAAAAAUAAUUCAAAUAUUAUAGGUUAUAGGUUCAGUAAACGCGUGAUUUCAUAAACCCCAUCCGCCUAUCUUAUACCUAUUUAAUAAAUAUUUUCACCAAGUAUUAUACCGAUUUUCACCACUUACUUAUACUUACUCGUACUUAGUUGUAACGAUUUUUAGAUCCCAACCACCUUUAUUUUUGUUUGCGUGAAAAAAAAAACACAAUUGUUGUAUAUUUAUACACGUUUACAUAAUUUCUGUUAAUUUUCCAAUCAAUUCGAACGAAAAUUAUUUUUGAAAUUAUUAUUGUCCGAUGGGUUAUACGGGACCGUUGCUAGCGCGUUUUGUGUUCCAAAAACAAACUUGGUGAAAAAUGUCUCACGCAUCAUAGAGUAGUCCGAUUUUGAUGAUUUUUUUUUUUUUUUUUGUUGUUGAAAAGAGGAAAACACUGAAUUUCUUUAUUAACUUUAUAAUACGUCUUUAAAAAGUAUAAAUUUUAAACUUCUAUUACCACAUAGUUUUACACAGUUAUUUGAAAUCAAAUGAAAAAUCGUAGUUCAAUGCGGUCAAUGCAGUUCUAUGCUAUAGAAUAUAAUUGUUUACCUAUUUAAAACUAUUUGCAAAAAAAAAAAAAUGUAAGAAAAUAUUUUUACAGUGAUACUCAUUAGUUUUCUCUAUUCCCGCGAAGUCAUUUUUGUGCGUAAAAACGGCCGUGCUUAUUCCCCCUAAACGGUCGUCGAGCAGUAGAUUUGUCUUGUGGUCUUUGGGGUAAUCAUUAAAAUCUUGGAUAUAAUGUUGAAUAAUUUCUAAAAAUGCCCUUAAAUCUCGUACUUAGUUAUUCUAACUGCACAAUUUUUUAAUCAAAUAUGUAUGUACCUAAACGUAUACAGUAAAACACUGUAAUUAUUAUAAUGUUAUGAUAUGUGUGUCCAUAUCUAGCUGUGUUUAAAAUAUAAUAUUAUGAUACUAAUACGUAAUUUUCGCAGAAUGGGGUUCGAGUCAGCCGGUGACCAGACUGUACGCCGAGACGCUCGUGAUGGAUUUGCCUUUCUUGGGCAUGGAUACGAACGCGUGUCUAUACACCGAGUGUCCAAUGGUGGCCCAGGCUACGCAAAUUUAUAACUAUAAUUUGUACAUAUCCGAAUCCUAUCCCAAAGGCGGUUACACGGUGAAGGUGAAGAUGUGGAAUGGCGAAUCAAAUGCCAAGAGCAGUGAUGAAUGUUGCUUCAAAAUCGACAUAGCAAUCGUUUGACGGAAAUCGAAACUUCGACACCAUCAGCAGUAUACAUACAUACUCACUAUACAUAAUUUCUAAUAUUAAAUAAUGUCUACGCGCACAUAUAUUAUAAUAAUAAUCCAUGCAUAAUAAUAUUAUAUUAUAAAUACUGUUAUCAUUGUAAUAUUUUUAUUUAACGUUUAACAGAACAUUUUUUUUUUUUUUUUUGCUUGUGUAAAAAAAAAAAAAAAAAAAAUGAAACGUACUGCGUC